This is a messenger RNA of Oryctolagus cuniculus (rabbit), 5211 nucleotides long. It is a transcript of the gene AFAP1L1, whose product is annotated as actin filament associated protein 1 like 1. Gene Ontology annotation, cellular component: cytosol. Gene Ontology annotation, molecular function: SH3 domain binding. The record is from RefSeq and is a predicted model, not a curated record. NCBI's taxonomy places the organism in Eukaryota, Metazoa, Chordata, Mammalia, Lagomorpha, Leporidae.
CUUUGACACCCUCAUUGACGCAGCCCCAGUGUAGCUCCGGGCCCACGGACUGCCCCCAGAAAGGGCUCAGAAAAGAUCUGCCGAGUUGGGAGGGUAACCUAAAGAAAGGCGUAGCAGCCACCGGGAACCGGGCAGGAGAGAAAGGCGGUCUAACAGCCUUGGCCAUCCGAGGGGCGACGGCCUAGGAGGUGAGGUCGUAAACUCCGCACGAGCCACAGGAGCGCAGGCAAAGCUGACUCCACACGGGGGCAGACAGCGGGUGCUCCAUCCCCGCGGAGGGCAGGGCGUGGCGCGGGCGUGUGCGGGACACGGGACACCGGCCGGCGGCCCAGGGGCGAGGCGUGCUCGGGUCUAUUCCGGGAGCAAAGCCGAGGGGCGGGCGCGGGCGGGGCGGGGGCGCUCUGCGAGCAUCCUGUCUGGGGGAGGGGACCACAGCCGGCCUGGGAGCGAAGCGCUCCCGCCUCCACCAGCCGCUCCGGAGCCACUGUGCCCUGCUCUGCGUGCCCCGGGGGGCCGGGUCGACGCCGGGGCGACGCCAUGGACCGAAGCCGGGUGCUGGAGCAGCUGCUCCCAGAGCUCACAGGGCUGCUCAGCCUCCUGGACCACGAGUACCUCAGCGACACCACCCUGGAGAAGAAGAUGGCUGUGGCCUCCAUCCUACAGAGCCUGCAGCCCCUCCCAGCCAAGGAAGUCUCCUACCUGUACGUGAAUACCGCAGACCUCCACUCUGGGCCCAGCUUUGUGGAGUCCCUCUUUGAAGAAUUUGACUGUGACCUGAGUGACCUUCGGGACAUGCCAGAGGACGACGGGGAGGCCAGCAAAGAAGCCAGCCCUGAGCCAGCCAAGAGCCCAUCUCUACAGAAUGCAGGUGAGCUGCCUCCGCCACUCCCCAGCAAGCCUCCGCCUGAGGAAUACUAUGAGGAGGCCCUCCCGCUGGGACCCGGCAAGUGCCCUGAGUAUAUCAGCUCCCACAAUGGCUGCAGCCCAGCCCACUCCAUUGUUGAUGGCUACUAUGAGGAUGCAGACAGCAACUAUCCCACGACCAGGCUGAACGGCGAGCUGAAAAACUCCUACAACGACUCUGAUGCAAUGAGCAGCUCCUACGAGUCCUACGAUGAGGAGGAGGAAGAAGGGAAGGAGCCGCAGCCCAGGCACCAUUGGCCCUCAGAGGAGGCCUCAAUGCGCCUGGUGAGGGACUGCAGGAUAUGUGCCUUCCUCCUGCGGAAAAAGCGCUUCGGGCAGUGGGCCAAGCAGCUGACCAUCAUCAGGGAGGACCAGCUCCUGUGCUACAAGAGCUCCAAGGACCGGCAGCCGCAUCUGAGGUUGGCACUGGGAGUCUGCAAUGUCAGCUACGUGCCCAAGGACAGCCGGCACAAGAGGCACGAGCUGCACUUCUCCCAGGGGGCCACAGAGGUCUUGGUGCUGGCUCUGCAGAGCCGAGAGCAGGCCGAAGAGUGGUUGAAGGUAGUUCGGGAGGUGAGCAAGCCAGUCAGAGCCGAAGGGCUGGAGGUCCCCAGGUCCCCAGUCCUCCUGUGCAAGGUGGACCUAGACAAGAGGCUGUCCCAAGAGAAGCAGACCUCAGACUCGGAUAGCUUGAGCACAGGUGACAACUGUUCCACCCUUGGCCGUCGGGAGGCAUGUGAACAUGGCAAAGGAAAGAAGAGUAGCCUGGCGGAGCUGAAGGGCUCCAUGAGCAGGGCUGCAGGCCGCAAGAUCACCCGCAUCAUCAGCUUCUCCAAGAAGAAGGCCCUGGCUGAUGACCCGCAAACACCCUCUGCCGAGGAGGUUCCAUGCUGUGGCUACCUGAACGUGCUGGUGAGCCAGGGCUGGAAGGAACGCUGGUGCCGCCUACAGCAUGGCACACUGUAUUUCCACAAGGACCGCAACGACCUGCGCACUCAUGUGAAUGCCAUCGCCCUCUGCGGCUGCGAGGUGGCCCCAGGCUUUGGGCCCAGACACCCCUUUGCCUUCAGGAUCCUGCGCAACCGACAGGAGGUGGCCAUCUUGGAGGCAAGCUGUUCAGAGGACAUGGGUCGCUGGCUGGGGCUGCUGCUGGUGGAGAUGGGCUCCAAAGUCACACCUGAGGCACUGCACUAUGACUACGUGGAUGUAGAGACCUUAACCAGCAUCGUCAGUGCUGGGCGCAACUCCUUCCUAUACGCAAGAUCCUGCCAGGAUCAGUGGCCUGAGCCCCGCAUCUAUGACGACGUUCCUUACGAAAAGACGCCGGAUGAGGAGCCUGAGCGCCCCACUGGGGCCCAGGUAAAGCGCCAUGCCUCCUCCUGCAGUGAGAAGUCCCAUCGAGUGGACCCACAGGUCAAAGUUAAGCGCCACGCCUCCAGUGCCAAUCAAUACAAGUAUGGCAAGAACAGAGCUGAAGAGGAUGCCCGAAGGUACCUGGUAGAAAAAGAGAAGCUGGAGAAAGAGAAGGAGACAAUCCGGACAGAGCUGGUGGCACUGCGGCAGGAGAAGAGGGAGCUGAAGGAAGCCAUUCGGAACAGCCCAGGGUCUCUAGACUCAGGAGUAAAAUUAAAGGCUCUGGAGGAAGCCAUGGCCACCCUGGAAGUUCAGUGUCGGGCAAAGGAAGAACGCCGGAUUGACCUGGAGCUGAAGCUCGUGGCCGUGAAAGAGCGCUUGCAGCAGUCCCUGGCCGGCGGCCCAGCCUUGGGGCUCUCCAUGAGCAGCAAAAACAAGAGUAGGGAAACUGCAAACAAACCCCAGACCAGCGCCCCAGAGCAACCUCUGCCUGUCAACUGUGUUUCUGAGCUAAGGAAGAGAAGCCCAUCCAUAGUUGCCUCCAACCAAGGAAGGGUGCUGCAGAAAGCCAAGGAAUGGGAAAUGAAGAAGACCUAGAAAGAGGAUGCAGAUUUCAUUCCAAAGGAAUUACCAGCUUUUCCUUCUAUGGGAGAAAUGCUUUUUCACAAGGAGACACCCUGAGAAGACUGGAAAUGGGACCUAUUCUUCAGGCUCCCUAAAAGACCAGCCUUCAUUGUUUGCAUGAUUUCAUGGGAUUAUGGGGAGGGAAGAACCAGAAGGGAAGAAGAAAAUAGAGGGCACCCUUAUGACUUUACAGAGAAUGGAACUCAGUGGGGGGUAGGAGACAGAAGUCUACACAGUUGUAAAGAGUUUUUAGAUGCCUUUACCUUCCCUUCUGAAGAAGAAAUGAAAGCACCUGUGAAUAAACCAAUGCAUCCCCUCUCAGUAUCCAGUUCCCAGUCCUUACGGCAAAGGAAGGCAAUGCUGAAGCAUCAGUCAUGCACUGCAAAGAGGAAGAGACUUGAUCUUCUGACAGCGCUGUGCCAACUGCAUGUGCGUUGGGCUUUGCUUACAACCUCCAGGCAAGGCAAAGGGGCUGAAAGGUCAAUAACAUUAUCCCUGUCUGCAAAGCAGUGAACAAAAGCCACAGAGGACAUGCAAAUUCUACAGUCACUCCUCAUCUGCUUAAAGCUAAGUGCAGCUACUGGAAUCUUUUCCAGAACUGAGUUUGAAAAUCAGAGAUCAGAGUAUGCAGAAUGCAAAGAGAAGCUGAGACGCUAACAUACUUUAAGCGCACAGCGACACUCAGAGACAGGAAUGUGGAGUUCUAACGUCACCAGGACUUUGCAGGCAUUGUAAGGUGGGGUCAUUUGCAGUCUAUCAAGGACUUUACCUAUUUUAAAUCACACGGAGGCUCCUGGUGCUAUGGUUAAAAAUCCAGAAGACAGUGUUUUUAUACUCACGAAGUCCUCAUCUUAGAACCUGGAGGCCCACUAGUCUACCCUUCCAUAUCUACUGUAAAGUAAAACUACCAGGAAAAUCAAGAGGAUGAUGGCUUAUUUCUGCCUCAAGGGUGCUAAUCCUUUAUGAACUUGAUAUUUCCAAAGGGGGAAGCAAGGACCUUGAGCCCUGGACAGUGUCCUUAAUUUGCCUCUCACUACUGUCUCAACUCUGUCGGAACUUUAUAGGUCUAACUUUAACACAUUUUCCACCAAUAAAGGUAUGACUAUUUAGGAGCUCAGGGGUUAUUUGAAGGAGGAGAAAGGAAAUUCCAGAAUAAUCCCUGGAUACUUUGCUAGAGGCUUUACAGAUCUUACCCCACCUAAGGUUUUACAUACCUUAGCCUCAUCCAAACUUUACCACCAUCUGUGUAACUGGAGACCAGCACAGGAAAAUUAACCUGAUCAAACUCACUCAAAAGAUCAGUAAGAGCACGAAAUGUAGGGUUUAUGACCCAGAUCCAGAUAGGACUAGAUUUGAGUCAUGCCAGCCUGGCCACUGAUCAGCUAGGUGAGCUUGAGAACGUCAAAGACUUAACCUCCCUGAUCCCUACUUUCCUUAUAUGUGAAGAUGGGGUUAACAACUGUACUUUCCUACCAAGAAUGUCGGGAGAUUUAAUGAGAUAAUGCCUGCGAAGCAGCUGAGAAAUGGGAAAUGCUCAGUCACGGUGGUUCUCAUUAUCAGCUGGAUGAGAAUGUCUGACUCAAAAGCCUGAGUUCUUCCCAUCAAGGAUGAAAUGACUGACACGUAGUAAAUACAGCCACCAACAGCUGAAGGCGACCCAGUUAUAACUGAUAGGUCUCAUCCCAGUUCCACCUCAGUGUCUCCAGUGUCAGAGGAGCUCACAUACUCCAAAUUGUCAGUAUUCUUUUUUUUUAAAUAUGUGACCUUGGAAUGGCACCCAACACUCCAACCAUGUCCCCGGUGUCUGUCUUUCUCAUGUGGUUAUUUUGGGAUUAAGUGUUUCUUGGACUCUGUGAGAAUGGACCCUUAGUAACUAUUAAUAUUUAUUGCACACUCACUGUUAUCAAGCACUGUGAUAGCUAGGGCAGGCUUCACAGGCUUGCAGCCCGUGCAGUCACACAUGACCUCACACUAAUGACCCUGUACUUGGUUUAAUGCUCUGCUGUUUACUUCUUGGAGUUCUGCAUUUCUCCUUUUGCCUUUAAAUUCCAGUGCCAGUGCUAACUAAUCACUUUUCCAGGCAUUAUUCCUUUAGUCGUCACCAAAACCCUGUGAAAUAGGUAACAUUAACCCAGUUUUCACAGUUCAGGAAAAGGAAGUGCAGAGCGGAUAAGUAACUUGUCCAAACUCACACAGUCAGGAAGUGGUAUAGCCAGCACAAACCCUUACUCUUAAUUCAAAAGCUCUAUUUCAUCCAUACAUUGCCCUCCCCUUACACUAUGGCAUUCAGAAGCACAUUAGCAUUUAAUAAAUGGAUGCAUAUAUGCAGCA